This is a messenger RNA of Emiliania huxleyi CCMP1516, 366 nucleotides long. RefSeq lists its product as hypothetical. The record is from RefSeq and is a predicted model, not a curated record. Gene Ontology annotation, molecular function: RNA polymerase II cis-regulatory region sequence-specific DNA binding; DNA-binding transcription factor activity, RNA polymerase II-specific. The transcript has a single exon. Gene Ontology annotation, biological process: regulation of DNA-templated transcription. The annotation marks the transcript as partial. Gene Ontology annotation, cellular component: nucleus. Lineage: Eukaryota; Haptophyta; Isochrysidales; Noelaerhabdaceae.
AUGAACACGCCCCCAGGAACCACCGCCGCCGCCGUCGCGGUGGUCGAUGCCAAACCGGCUCCCCUGAAACGGAGCUCCUCCUCAUGGUGGUCGCCGGAAGAGGAUGAGGAGCUCCGUCGUCUCGUCGAGGUGCAUGGCGCCCACCAUUGGUCGACGAUCGCCUCUCAGCUGCCAGGCCGGAUUGGCAAGCAGUGCCGCGAGCGGUGGGCCAAUCACCUCUGCCCCGGCGUCAGAAAGGCCGAAUGGACCGAAGAGGAGGAUCGGCUGAUCUUCGAGGGCGUCUCAGAGCUGGGGCACAAGUGGAGCGAGAUUGCGAAACGAGUCCCAGGCCGUACCGACAACGCCAUCAAGAACCGAUUCAACUCG